AAUUCUGGUUCUUCAAAGGCAGCUGGACUCAUACCAGGCAUUGCCACAUUUGUAGCACCGUAUGACGGCCAAGUUCGCUUUGUGCCACUGCCUAAUGGAAGAAUUCAAAUCAACGGAACAGUUGCGGGUCUUCCACCGAACGAGACACUUGGAGUCCAUGUGCAUGAGACUGGGGACAUAAGCAACCAUUGUCUUAAUGCUGGUGCACACUGGAGUUUUGUUAAACGUGCCCAACACGGAGGUGAGAAAACUGCGUAUCGACAUGCAGGCGAUCUCGGAAAUAUGCAAACAGAUUCUGAGGGUGUCAUGCAAUUCAACCUGGACUAUUUGCCCGUUUACAACGACCCUUCGCAUGGCUUCAUCGGUCUAGUUCUGGCCAUCACGGAUCAUGAGGACGAUCUUGGUUUGGGCCGCAAUGCGGAAAGUCUGAAAAGUGGAAAUUCUGGAACACCUUUGACCUGUGCAGUAAUCGGUAGAGCCAAGGCUGAGAAAUAA
This is a messenger RNA of Opisthorchis viverrini, 495 nucleotides long. RefSeq lists its product as hypothetical. The annotation marks the transcript as partial. Gene Ontology annotation, biological process: removal of superoxide radicals. The transcript has 2 exons. The record is from RefSeq and is a predicted model, not a curated record. NCBI's taxonomy places the organism in Eukaryota, Metazoa, Platyhelminthes, Trematoda, Opisthorchiida, Opisthorchiidae. Gene Ontology annotation, molecular function: copper ion binding.